UGAGCUCAUUAUGCUACUGAGUGCACAAGAGAGCCAACACCUUCACCGUUGGGCUCGUGAAAACGGAAUGUCGAAAGUCUCUGCCAAAUUGAGCCGAGCACCCAUACUCGCAGAGAUGUAUAUCGUGUUUGUAUGUACCGACUCAUCAGCGUUCUUCAUGGGAACAUCGCUGCCAUUGUCGUGAGAGGGAGAGAAGGAGAAACAGAGGGAGAGAAGCACAGACACGAGAGAUUCAGAUCAUGCCUGUCAAGGAUAACGAGGUGAAGACAAACGCCAACAACGACGACAAGUUGAUUGAGUAUGCAUUGAGUUCGCAGGAAUACAUCGACCAGUUCAUCCCCAUCAUCAAGUCAGAACUACUGAACAAGAACUCAUUGGACGACUUGGUGGACAAGCUGGAGACCAUAACUACUCAGAAGGAUGCAGACCUACAAGAAAUAUCGUUCCACUCUAUCGACGAUAUCACCAACUCCGUAAAAGCCAUCAACAAGAUAGUCAACACCUCGGAUAAUAUCAGCAAACAGAUAUUGGUCAUCAACAAAAACUUGAACAAAACGGGAAAAUUGUUAUUGGAAGAAAGGAAAAAAGUGUACAAUCUCAAGCAGUCAAAACAGAGAAUAGAAGAGACAAAUAACAAGAUCAAUUCCUGUCUUGAAACGCUAAACCUCACUAGCAAGAUUCUCAAUUUGAUCAAAAGUGAAGAUUUCUACCGAUCAUUGAUACUACUACAGUCAUUAUCCACCAACUAUUUGAAAGAAGGGGAGGUUUUCGAUUUUAUAAACAAGUUUUUCGAAGCUCUUCCUUCCUUCAAAUUGCUCAUUAUUGAUGAAACGUUCAAUCAGCUAAACCGGUGGUUGAAUUUGAGCAUCGAAAAGAACCUGUCUGAGGUUGGAGAAUUACUUUUCGAUAACUUUAACGCCAUAAAUGAGCAGUGGUUUGAACAGCAAUCACAAAAUUUACAAUUGAUAAACUACAAAGUGAACUCACCCGUAGAGCUUUCCUUUCGACCAAACAAGUAUAAGUCCUUCAAUCCGCUGAUGAAAGUCAAUGUUGAUUUACAACCAUUGCUCCAUUCUAUCCUGGUUUUUGACGAAUUAGACCAGAUUGAUGAGCUGAAGGAGUAUAUCGCAAAUGACAUGGUCAGAAGAAUAGAUCACCUCUUCAUACCAAUCAAAGAUUCCAUUAACAAGUUCAAUGUUUUCUCAAGUAACGAGUCGCUGCGGAUCAAUCUAUUCUCAGUCUGUUCAUUUUCUAUUAUUGACAAAAUUGUGAAUGAGAAGACGAGCUUUAAGCUUCGGUCUUUGAAAGAAGUCAACAGCACGUUCAAUUUGAUCCUGGGUAAGAUCUUACCCGUAUUAUCAGAUCACAUUGAUUAUCAUGACACUGAUUUGGGUGACUUGAUGGAAUUGAAUGAUAUUGUAGGAUUAUUCUAUCAGAUUCUAACCAAUUACAGCUUCAGUUGUGAACCGAUCUAUAAACUUCUGCUGAAAAUAUUCAAGGUGUCAACCAAGCGAUUGGUGGAGAAUUUCAAGACUAGCUACCAACGUAUUUCCCUCGAUGACAACUCACAACCUUUGGUAAUUGACUCUUUGAAAGAGUUCAACCAAGUCUCAAAUGAAGUGUUCUAUAUUUUUCAUGUUCAAAAUCCAAAGUUUCCAAUGAACGUUCCCUUUUCAUCCAUUUACUUGGAUACAUGUAAAUUGCUAAAGGACUUUAUUGAUGAAAUUUACACUUUUAUUUCCAAAUACUACAACAGUGAAAAUAACAUGAUAAUAUCAACCAUAUCGAGAUCUAUUGAUGAGAUUUUGAUUGACAUUAUUUUGAAAGAUUUAGACGACAAGAUUCAUUCGACAUAUAAGGAGGUCGUUUCACAAAAUUUGAUUAACCUUGAUUUCUACUCAAGUUCCAUUUACGAGAUAGAGAAGUACCUAAAUUACUCCAAUAAUGAGAAUAUUAUGAGAUCGAGGAAUUUCUCCAAUUUGAUCAAACUCAACUCUAUUGAAGAGUUUAAGAAGACUAGACGUCUAGCGAUUGAGAGUAUGUUCAAUAUGAUCGAUGUCAAGGUGCAUUCUUUGUUCGAUAUGGUUGAUUUCAACUGGGAUUCAGACGAACUAAGGAGUGAUCCAAACACAAGUCUGAUAGAUUUGAUAGAAUUCUUACAAGACUCCUUCAAGUUGAACUUUUCUCACUUACCUGAAUCCAUCAAAUCGCUCUUGCUUCUCAAAAUUCUGGACAAAAUCGCCAAGUUUUUGAAUGAUUCUGUUUUUGAGUCCGAUGUUUUGACUGAAAGUUCCAUCAAAAAUUUCCAGUUGGAUAUUAACUAUGUGGAAUCUUCCAUCGUCAAGUUUUACGACUCAAGUUUGAAUGCCGACGACCCGACGUUGGAGCCGCUGAAAAACAUGUUCACAAAAUUGAAGCAAAUAAUAGAAUUGUUGAAUGAGGGGAAUCUAGAUAGUUACAAGCAAGAUGAGAUCAGAUUGCGGAAGUACAAUAAGGUCGAUCCCGAGGAGGCUGUUUCAUUAAUGAACAAGCUUCCUACGCCGGAAGUGGAGGAUGAUGGGACGCUCAUCAGUCCAGUAGACAAUGAUGUUGUGUCAAGCAUGGACCCAAGUCAAGACGACAUGAGAUCAAUAUUUGGUUUGAAACGAACUGCAACCUUCCAGUUCAAAAAGUCUUGAAACGAGAAGUCACAUGCAAUGGAGAGUGACCCUGCCCAGCAUAUUACUAGUGUGAGAUUACGAUGUAGAUUUAUAUACCUUGAUGACAAGUUUUUUGCUUUUUUGUUCUAUACAAAGACCUCUGCGCUUUUCAAGGGCUGUUCCCAUCCCAGCCAAUCGCUCGAUUUGUUUGGAACUAAGCCCAUUGAGUAUAGUUUCCAUAACCCGACUAGCAGGUUUCCACAGCACGAUAGUAUAUAAAUGAGUUUCAUGAUACUCACAUCGUAAGAAUCAAUUUCAGACUCAAUACUGG
Molecule: messenger RNA, 2970 nt
Organism: Pichia membranifaciens NRRL Y-2026
Lineage: Eukaryota; Fungi; Ascomycota; Pichiomycetes; Pichiales; Pichiaceae
Exons: 1
Coding region: 240-2678 (812 amino acids)
Biological process (GO): exocytosis; intracellular protein transport; Golgi to plasma membrane transport
Cellular component (GO): membrane; exocyst
Source: RefSeq, a predicted model, not a curated record